GGUUCAUAGUUCGUGAACAGCCUUUAGUUAAUUUGCAACUUGGAUGAUUACUGCAGUUGCAGAAACAGCUGUUUCACUGCAGUUGUGCUUCAAGAAUCUGUAUUGGUUUCCAAACUGAGAAGAUGGAAACACAUUUGAUUUUGGUUGGUCUGCUGUCUCUCUGCAGCCUCUCCUUAAGUCAAGUUUGUAACACACAGCUUCUGGAGAAUGUGGAUUUCCCAGGAAUGGACAUCAAAUUUGAAUACUCUCCAGAUGCUGACCACUGUCAGCAGCUUUGCACCCAGCACCCUUCCUGUCUCUUCUUUACCUUCAUACGCCCUGACUGGACAAAAGAUUUGAGCCAUUUCUACUACUGCUACCUAAAGACCACUACUUCUGGAAAUGUUCCAGUUCAGAAACCAUUAAAGGGCGUCACCUCUGGGUUUUCUCUCAAAGCCUGCACCCCAGAAUUACAGCCUUGUCUGCCUAAUGUGUACCCCGGUGUGGACUUCUUCGGGGCCGACUACACUGCUUUGUUCACAGCGGACCAUGAGGAGUGCCAGAGAGCCUGCACUCAAGACCCUGGCUGUCAGUUCUUUACUUUUUUACAUGAAGACUUUGGAACAGAGAAUAUCAGGUUCAAGUGCUACCUUAAAUAUAGCCCGUCAAUACCAGCUCCUCUGACUGUGAGAAGAGAGACUGGUGUAGUAUCUGGAUUCUCCCAAAACGUGCGUCUGCCUCAACAGUCUACCACAGCAUGUGAGGGCAAGCUUUUUCCAUCCAUAAGCGUCCCGCAAAGCAACCUGAAGACUCUUCCUGGUGUCUGUCCUGAUCACUGUCGGGCGUUGUGCUCUGCUCAUCCAGCCUGCACCUUCUUCUCUUUCGACAGUAAUGAAUUUAAAUGUCACCUGAAGAACAACAGAGACAAAAUGGAGACAAUAGCUAAAGAAGGAUCCACAACUGGUUUUCCUGAACGCUUCUGUCAGCUGGAUGAGAAUUGGCUUAAGGUUGCUCACGAUGGAGUGGAUCUCCGUGGUUCUGAUAUCUGUUUUGAGCUGAUGGACGAUGCAGACUCCUGUCAGAGGAAUUGCACUGAGGAUCCUCUCUGCCAGUUCUACACCUACGUCACUGAAGCCUUCCAUAACCGAGAUUUCCGGCGUCGCUGCUAUUUCAAGCGUACCAUCACCAUGCCUGCUCCGCCUAAAAUCACCAAACUUGAGAAGGUUACAUCCGGCUUCCAGCUGAGGUCCUGUGUGGAGACUGCUUCACACACACGUCGUGUAGAUGUAAGCAGCACCGUUUGAUUUCUGUUUAAACUGCAGAGGAUUAUUUUUGUGUGUAAACAAGAGUAAUAAAACAGAAAGAAAACCA
This is a messenger RNA of Trematomus bernacchii (emerald rockcod), 1350 nucleotides long. RefSeq names its product plasma kallikrein-like. Lineage: Eukaryota; Metazoa; Chordata; Actinopteri; Perciformes; Nototheniidae. The record is from RefSeq and is a predicted model, not a curated record. Gene Ontology annotation, molecular function: protein binding. Bases 123 to 1283 code for a protein of 386 amino acids. The transcript is spliced from 9 exons. Gene Ontology annotation, biological process: proteolysis. Gene Ontology annotation, cellular component: extracellular region.